Suillus fuscotomentosus is the source of this 1368-nucleotide messenger RNA. RefSeq lists its product as uncharacterized. The transcript has 5 exons. NCBI's taxonomy places the organism in Eukaryota, Fungi, Basidiomycota, Agaricomycetes, Boletales, Suillaceae. The record is from RefSeq and is a predicted model, not a curated record. The coding region runs from base 1 to 1368 and encodes 455 amino acids.
AUGGACAUCACGUCCCUCUUUGCUGCCAUGCAGCAACAUGAUCAGCUUGCCACCAUGCCAUUUCUCAAUCUUACCACCUUUCUCUGGUGUUCCAGCCUUCUCAAGGAUGAUAUUCUACAACCACAGCCACACACUGUCUCUGUCCUCGUCGCACCCAACAUACUGCUGCCAUCCAUCAAUGAAUUUCUGGCCGAAAGGGUUGCCAUCUCCAAGGAUGCUGUUGAUGUCCUAUGGGAUAUUGUCAAGGAUCUCAUUUGGAUGUUGCCCACAGCUGAGGAGGCCGCCACUGAGGAGGAGGAAGCAUUCAGAUCAUAUGGCCACAAGCGAGGGAUCACGAAGCGCACCCUAUACCCUCCUGUCAAGACAUGCAUCAAUCCAGACUGUAAUGCCUGGCGAAAUAACUCCCUGCUGAAGAAGGAAGAGCAGCGACGUGUAGUGGUCUUUACCCAUGCACAAGGUGCUCAUCCUGCUUGGUCUGUUCACUUGAAGUGUCGAGUUUGUCAUACGAAUUAUCACCACAAUUACAGCGUCAAGGAUGGUACAAGGACAUACUACGAUGGUAUACCAUCCUAUCUACAAGUUGCUGAGCACCAAUUUAUUCAGCUCGAGCUCGCAAUGAGCUGGAUGGAUCUCAUGCAGAUUCCUGUCUCAGCAACAAAUUGCGCGCGAGUAUAUGAUAUUGCUCAAUCUCGUCGAAUGCCUGAUGGGACACUCAGCCGCACAGAGGUUGUUGUUACUGAUGGUGUCACUGUGGGGCAUCCGUGCUGUGCAGUCCCGCGAUGCACCAAUGCCCUUGCAAAUACUCGCCAUCGGUACUGUUCUAUAGACCCUGCGCACAAGCACUUGGAGACGAUAUGCGCUGUGGAGGGAUGUGACCGGCCUGUGACUUGCGACACUCAGUCUGGGAAGCUUCGCAAAGCCUGCAACGACCCCCUCCACCUUCAAAUGGAGGCUCUCAAUGUUGAAUCCAUGCAAAGUGGCAAGAGUCGAACAUGGCGUCAGAAGCUCGUGAAGUCUAAUGAUGCCAUGGCCUCUGUUGAUGCUGGCGACAGUCUCGGUGUCCAAGAUGGAGAGGAGUGGUAUGAGCACGAUGGACACACGGGAGACACUCGCCUUGUGCAACCGGUGGUUACAACUUCCACUGGAGUCAAUGAUGAAGAUCGUGCCUGCAAGGAAAAGGAAACGCAAGGCAAGCUCAAGGCACUUUUUCGACGCCAACGGACAAACAACGAACAGCUUGUUGUUCGUCCUUGUGGGAUAAUCAAUGCAUGUAGUACUAUGUACCAUCAUGAGGCAGUAUCAAAUGUUUUAGUAAGUGAUCCUAACAUCCCUGCUUUUUCUACCUUACUGAUGCUGCAUAGCUCCUGA